AUGAAUGAGAAGACUUCAACUGCUAGAACAACAACAGUAUCGACAACUUCUACGAUGAAAACAACAACGCAUCCAACAACUUCUACGAUGAAAACAAAAACGCAUCCAACAACUUCUACGAUGAAAACAACAACGCAUCCGACAACUUCUACGAUGAAAACAACGGCAUCAACUGUUAGAACAACAACAAUAUCGACAACUCAAAUGGAGUUAUCAUCUACAGCUGUGACAAGGACACAACCAUUAGCAACAACCAUCACCGAAACAGAAAUAUCUCCAAUACCUAGCUAA
Molecule: messenger RNA, 291 nt
Organism: Rotaria socialis
Lineage: Eukaryota; Metazoa; Rotifera; Eurotatoria; Philodinida; Philodinidae
Source: the annotation of a GenBank genome assembly